AAGCGGAAGAGUGCGGCUUUGUGCGCGUUUUCUUUUUUUUUCCCUCCACGUUAAAGGAUGGAGAGACAGCGGAGAACGCGGCUGACCAUGACUGUGGAUUUGCUCACGUUUUUGUGCGCCGUGGCGGCUGUUUCAGGGAUGGAAGAGACGAUUUUGGACACACGGACUGCCACAGCUGAACUCGGCUGGACAGCGUACCCUGCAUCAGGGUGGGAGGAGGUUAGCGGCUACGAUGAGAACCUAAACACCAUCCGCACGUACCAAGUGUGCAACGUGUUCGAGUCAAGCCAAAACAACUGGUUAGUGACCACGUUUGUGCGCCGCCGCGCUGCCCAGCGCGUGUACGUGGAGAUGCGCUUUACAGUACGCGAUUGCAGCAGCAUCCCACGUGUCCCCGGCUCCUGCAAAGAGACAUUCAACCUGUACUACUACGAGAGCGACCAGGUGAUCGCCACCAAGGGGGCCACGUUCUGGACAGAGGCGCCCUACCUCAAAGUGGACACCAUUGCUGCCGACGAGAGCUUCUCUCAGGUGGACUUCGGUGGACGCCUCAUGAAAGUCAAUACAGAGGUGCGCAGCUUUGGUCCGCUUUCCAAAAAUGGCUUCUACCUGGCCUUCCAGGACUACGGAGCAUGCAUGUCACUGCUGUCCGUGCGUGUCUUCUACAAGAAGUGCCCGAGCGUUGUGCAAAACUUUGCAGUUUUCCCAGAGACUACAACUGGUGCUGAGAGCACAUCGCUGGUGAUCGCUCGGGGUUCCUGCAUCCCAAACUCAGAAGAGGCUGACGUGCCCAUCAAACUGUACUGCAACGGCGAUGGCGAGUGGAUGGUGCCCAUCGGUGGCUGCACCUGUAAGGCUGGCUUUGAGCCCGACAACGGCAAUAUCUGCAGAGCAUGUCCUCCUGGUACCUUCAAGGCCAUGCAAGGCACUGGGCUGUGUCUGCAGUGUCCUCCCAACAGCAGAUCCACAUCUGAGGCCUCCACCAUUUGCGUGUGCAGGAACGGCUACUACAGAGCAGAUGGAGACCUGCCAGACAUGCCUUGCACUAGUGUUCCGUCUGGUCCGCGGAACGUCAUGUCCGUUGUGAACGAGACCUCGGUGACUCUGGAGUGGCACGCGCCUCGCGAGACCGGAGGUCGCCGAGACGUCGUCUACAACAUCGUGUGUAAGAAGUGCAGCGCGGAGAGGCGCUCGUGCUCGCACUGCGACGACAGCGUGGAGUUCGCACCACGCCAGCUGGGCCUCACCGAUACCCGCGUGUUCAUCAGCAGCCUGUGGGCACACACACUAUACACAUUUGAGAUCCAGGCAGUUAACGGCGUGACCAACAAAAGCCCGUACCCGGCGCAGCAUGUCUCGGUCGACAUCACCACUAAUCAGGCUGCUCCCUCCACAGUUCCCAUCAUGCACCAGGUCAGCUCUACCAUGAGAAGCAUCACGCUGUCAUGGCCCCAGCCAGAGCAACCCAAUGGCAUCAUCUUGGACUAUGAACUGCGAUACUAUGAGAAGGAUCUAACGGAGGUCAAUUCGACAGUACUGAGGACUCAGACCAACACGGUGCGAGUGGACGGUCUCAGGCCCGGCACAGUCUACGUCGUGCAGGUUCGAGCCAGAACAGUGGCUGGAUUCGGCAAAUACAGCAACAAGAUGUGCUUCCAAACUCUCACAGACGAAGACUAUAAGUCAGAGUUGAGGGAGCAGUUGCCACUCAUUGCUGGCUCAGCGGCGGCUGGUGUGGUUUUCCUCGUGUCUCUGGUGGCCAUUUCUAUAGUCUGCAGCAGGAAACGAGCCUACAGUAAGGAGGCAGUAUACAGUGACAAGCUUCAGCACUACAGUACAGGCAGGGAACUGUCUUUGAGACCAGAUCUGUCUAACUGCCACUCCCCCAUGGGCUGCCCAACUCUGCCAGGCUCACCAGGGAUGAAGAUCUACAUCGAUCCUUUCACCUAUGAGGAUCCCAAUGAAGCUGUGCGUGAAUUCGCCAAGGAGAUCGAUGUCUCCACUGUCAAAAUCGAGGAAGUCAUUGGAGCAGGUGAGUUUGGAGAGGUGUAUAAGGGACGCCUAAAGUUGCCGGGUAAGCGAGAGAUCUACGUGGCUAUCAAGACCCUCAAGGCAGGAUAUUCUGAGAAGCAGAGACGUGACUUCCUGUCUGAAGCAUCAAUUAUGGGCCAGUUUGAUCACCCAAACAUCAUCCGCUUAGAGGGCGUUGUCACCAAAAGUCGGCCAGUCAUGAUUGUCACAGAGUUUAUGGAGAAUGGAGCUUUGGACUCUUUUCUCAGGCAAAAUGAUGGACAGUUCACGGUGAUCCAACUGGUGGGAAUGAUGCGUGGCAUCGCAGCAGGCAUGAAGUACCUGUCUGAGAUGAACUACGUUCAUCGGGACUUGGCUGCUCGCAACAUUCUGGUCAACAGCAACCUGGUGUGUAAAGUGUCUGACUUUGGCUUGUCACGCUACCUGCAAGAGGACACAUCUGACCCCACUUACACCAGCUCACUGGGAGGGAAAAUCCCGGUGCGGUGGACGUCCCCGGAAGCUAUCGCCUAUAGGAAGUUCACAUCAGCAAGUGACGUGUGGAGCUAUGGCAUCGUCAUGUGGGAAGUCAUGUCAUUUGGGGAGCGCCCAUACUGGGACAUGUCCAAUCAAGAUGUGAUUAAUGCUAUAGAACAAGACUACAGGCUUCCUGCACCAAUGGAUUGUCCCACUGCUCUGCACCAGCUCAUGUUGGACUGCUGGCAGAAAGAUCGCAACGCCCGGCCACGGUUUACCGACAUUGUUAACACGCUCGACAAACUUAUCCGCAACCCAACGAGUCUAAAGGCUGUUGCUAGCAUGCCGUCCAUUCCAUCUCAACCGCUGUUGGACAGGUCUCUCCCUGACUUCAACACCUUCAGCUCAGUGGAGGACUGGCUGUCUGCUAUUAAGAUGUCUCAGUAUAGAGACAAUUUUCUCAACUCCGGCUUCACUUCCCUGCAACUCGUCGCCCAGAUUACAGCAGAAGACUUGUUGAGGAUAGGUGUGACCCUAGCCGGUCACCAGAAGAAGAUCCUGAGCAAUGUCCAGAACAUGCAGAUGAGCCAGUGCCAGUCCCCCACAGCGCUGGCAUGACUACAGCAGGCGCCGGCCGAUGGGCCAGGCAUCCUGCUCAGUGUGCAGGAGCGGGUGAGCACUGGCACAUCGGAGCGCGCCAGGGUUGAGACGAUCAUCCUGAUCUGAUAAAGACAAACAAAUAUACUGAUACACAUUACAAAUCAGUAUGUCUGUAAAGAGAGAACAAAACAGGGAUACCUGUCUGUCCAUCUAUCUGUUUCUGGCUGUACAUACAGGAUAUCCAUUCAUCCAUCCAUCCAUCCAUCCAUCCAGUCAUUAUUAUUAUUAAAGCAAAAACAGACAAUUCAUUUCUAAUAUCAAGGACGUGUAAAACAGUUUGUUCAUCCCCUUCAGUUUGCUUAUGAUUCAUCAUGCUGAUUCUUUUCUUUUCUCAAUGAAUUUUAAACUGUGAGCGCUUUUGAGGAUCUACUACAAAGGAAAAAAAAAACCCCACCUUUUUAAUGCACUUUUUUUUUUCUUUUGGUUGCUGGUAUAUAUGUUUUUUUCUUUCCUAUUGAAACAAAUACAGCUAUACCUCGUAGUCCUCUGCUUCCCAGCAUCACUACCUGACAGCCGGCUUUGCCAAAGGACAUCUGGAACGGCCUGUGUGUAUAUCUUUAAAUAUGAAUAUAUCUCUGGAGUAAACCUUCAUAUUGAAGGUGCUUUGUAACAGAUACUAUAUGUGCAUACUUUUCUCCUGCUUGUGUUCUUGGGCACACUGGACUCCCAAGAAAAGGAAUUUAAUGUAGUCAAGCUGGGGAAGCCCGAAAAGACAGUCUUCAAGGAUUUGUGGCUGCCCUGGAGCCAAACACUGUAGAAAUGUGAUUUAAUUGUGUAUAAACCACAUGUAGGUUAAAGCAAAUGAAAUCUUCAGGCUACCAAACUGGAUGAUGUAUAUUGUAGAAUUUUCCAUGCUGAUGAACACUUAACUGUACAGGUUUUCUCUUCUUCUUCUUCUUCUUCCUCCUCUUCAGUUCAUGUUGUUUUCCUUCCUUGCUUUCUUUAUGAUCCUCUUGGGUUUCAAUCGUUUGUGUGUGUUUACAUGUUUGGUGGCGUUGUCCAAGGACAGCUGUG
This is a messenger RNA of Clarias gariepinus (North African catfish), 4161 nucleotides long. Its product is annotated as ephrin type-B receptor 1-B. The record is from RefSeq and is a predicted model, not a curated record. NCBI's taxonomy places the organism in Eukaryota, Metazoa, Chordata, Actinopteri, Siluriformes, Clariidae. Bases 58 to 3105 code for a protein of 1015 amino acids. The transcript has 16 exons. Gene Ontology annotation, biological process: protein phosphorylation; cell surface receptor protein tyrosine kinase signaling pathway; axon guidance. Gene Ontology annotation, cellular component: neuron projection; plasma membrane. Gene Ontology annotation, molecular function: ATP binding; protein binding; transmembrane-ephrin receptor activity.